This is a messenger RNA of Quercus lobata, 622 nucleotides long. Its product is annotated as clathrin light chain 2-like. The coding region runs from base 197 to 622 and encodes 141 amino acids. The record is from RefSeq and is a predicted model, not a curated record. The transcript has 2 exons. Lineage: Eukaryota; Viridiplantae; Streptophyta; Magnoliopsida; Fagales; Fagaceae.
CAUCCUCUCAUUUCAUUUGUCUCGCCUCUCACCAACUAAAACAAAACCCAUUUUCUUCAAGCACUUGGCUUCUCCCUCCUUUGACUCAGAUCGUCUGCUUUGGCAAGAGAGCAAGGAUCUUUGACGAAACUUUUCGUGGUUGAUCUCCACCGACAUCGAUUCAACCCCAGGAUAUGAGAGAGAGAGAGAGAGAGCAAUGUCUUCCUUCAACGCGUACGACAUUGAUGGCGAGGAGGAGAUUAACGUGAACACAUUGAAUAGUCAUUUCAUUGAUGACGAAGAUGAACGGAGCUUCACUGCCGCCGGCAAAGGUUAUGCUUCUUACUCUAGCUUCCCAUCUGGGGGAUUUCCAGCUGACGAUGACGCGGCCGUCGACCACGCCUCCGCAUCGCCUGAGAUCUACGGAUUCGACGAUCCAAACCCUAGCUACUCCCAAUCUCCGUUCAACCCGAUCCACGUGGAUAAUGGAAAUGGGAACGAGAACUGUUACGGUGGUUUUGAUGAAAACAACAUCAGCAUCGGCAUUGAUGACGGUGUUUUCAGCUCCGACGGUCCGAUGCUUCCGCCAUCGAUCAAAAUGGAGCUAGAGGAAGGUUUUGCUCUUUGUGAAUGGAGGCAGUGA